This is a messenger RNA of Aplysia californica (California sea hare), 5188 nucleotides long. RefSeq lists its product as uncharacterized. The coding region runs from base 249 to 3605 and encodes 1118 amino acids. The transcript has 25 exons. The record is from RefSeq and is a predicted model, not a curated record. NCBI's taxonomy places the organism in Eukaryota, Metazoa, Mollusca, Gastropoda, Aplysiida, Aplysiidae.
AGAUGGCGCUCGUCGCCCGUGUUUCCAGUAGCAGGAUAAGUGUCAGGCCAGUCAGGGCGAAUCCCCAUUAAUCUUCUCGUGUCAUCAAUGUUUUACGAGCCCAGUUCUAUAGCAGGAUGAGCUGAGGUGCAGGGUUUGGUGCUCCCUCUUUGAAUGCUCUUUGUGAGAAGAGCAAGUCUGGAAAAAAGGGGCUAAAAACUUACAGAUUCUGCAUUUGAGAAAAAGUUACAAUUUCUAUAAGCAUCACCAUGGAGUCCAAUCACUUCUUUUAUGAGCAAACUCGCUUCAGGGCUUUCCCUAAGCGUUUCAAGAAAAUGCCUGAGGAUCUCCCGGAUAGCCUUAAGUUUGCUCAUCUGAAUCCUAAGGUUGCUGCUUACCUUGCCAGUAAGGAGAAGCAGAAACACGAGGAAGACAUGUUUGGUGAUGGACUCGGCAAGAAAAGUUUAAUGCCAGAGAUUAGUCAGGCAUUCAAUGCAGUAAAGAACCGCCUAGAUUCUUCCCUGUCCAAUGAUGAGGACUCCCAGCGUUAUCUAUUUGAGGAGGCUCGAGUCAGUGCGGGGACCAUCCUCAUGCAGCUCAGCCGCAUCAUCUACUACUACGACAACAUCGCUGGACACAUUCCAAAGUCUCUGGAGUAUCAGAUGAUGUCCAGCUUUACCGAGCUGACCGCUGAUGUCCAGCUGGUCCCUCGAGAGUGGCAGACUACGGCCAUGAAGGAAGCGUACCUCCGUCGCCUUACCGAGGCCCAGAGUGAUGAUGAUCAGGAAAAGGUGGCGGCUAGUGUAAUGGAAGAUGGCCGCUCUUCACGGGCACAGUCAGCUGCCUCAGACUCUGGUAAGAACAACAAGAAACGUUUACUGGCCAAAGGCACGGCUGGUCUGCCCGAGAUAGUGGAAGACAGCGAGGGAAUCGCGGAGUCAAUGCGUCACUUGGCCAAACGCAGUGACAGUCGUAUGUCGAUAGCAUCUCGGAGGAGUAGGACUGACCGCAACAAAAGUAUUGAUAUGAAAGGUCCCGGUUCAGUGACGGGCAAAUCCCCGGCCACAAAGCGCGGGUUUCACGACUACGACUUCAUGUCGGCGCUCACCGAGACACCGUCCGACACCAGAUCCACAGCGAUGGCCAACCCGUCCUACUACAUGUCUGUGAUACAGUUCCAGCUGUCCUCCAAGGCCUGCGAGGAGAAAGGUUGGAUAGUGCAGAAAGGCCGAGAGGAAGAGCUAGCCAAAGAGGCAAUCAUGGAAUGGUGUCUACAGCUGCUCCUACAGUCUCUUAAAGACAUAAAAGAGCAGCGAACCCAUGAGAUUGAGAUGGGGUACAACAACCCUGUUGUUGUCCGUUACUAUGGUGACACGAGGAAAGAGACCCUUCUGAAGUACCGUAAAUCUCCGGUGAGGACGAGCCAGAAUGCCUCAAUGAACAGCAUGAAGGGUCUGAAGCCACGCAUACCGCAUAUGUACGACGACUCGAAUGAGGGGAAGCAACUCAUGAAGACAUGUCACAUCGACGGCACAAUGGUUGCAUAUUACCCAUCAGGUCGGCCAGCGGUCGUUGCGUCUGCUGCAGGUUUUGGACGUCCAGGCUACUACACUAUCGUGUAUGACGACGAUCCUGAUAUGAGGAUGUUGGCGACCUUCACUCCAAGUGGUCGGGGGGUCUGCUAUCACAUGAACGGGAACAUCAGGUUCCUUUCUACUCACAAGGGAGGACACAUCGCUAACAGAGAAGGCCGCAUCAUCCGUCACUGGAAGUGGCCCCAGGCCCAGGUUAAGCUUACAUCUCCUGUCAGCUUUCAGAUGAACCAACACCUGGGCUUCCGCUGUGUCUCCGAGAAUUACAUCAUCAUCCUGUUCUCCUGCCAGAAGGAGUCGACUCGGUUCUUUGUCAGCGCCACCCCAGGGGCCUGUGAUGUGAAGCCUGAUGAAAAUGAUCAGCUGCUCACAACCUUCACAUUCUCAUCAAAAGCAGCGAAAGAUCUACUGAGAUUGUUUGCUCCAAAAACGAAAUCAAAAUCAAAGCGGAAAAAGCAAGAAAAGAUGACCAAACAGCUGGCAGAGCUUGUGCGGUCCGUGGACAACCAGGAGAAACUUAUCUAUGAUUUGGAAUCUGACAAGGAGCUGGCCAGGCUUCAGAGAAAGGCCAGAAACCUAGUAGAUGACUGGCUAGAGCACUAUCGAGUUACAAUCGGCCUCAAGUCACCAACUCUGCUACAUAUUGGCGAUUCGCCCCGCAAGUCUCGAAUGGGUGCUUACUCCGCUAAGACAACAGAUGGGAGAGAGGACCGGCGCAGCACACUUGGCAUCAGUGCACAGGAUUCUGUUGUUGGAACUGCCCGUGUGCCUUCAGCGCCCUCACGAGCGUCCGUAAUGAAGCAGAGAAGUGGCAGUGCUGGGUCUGAUGCUACCUCUCCAAACAGGAACACGGGCUCACCAACAGUCAAAUUUGAUCAGCGAGUAGAGGGAGUCGAUAUUGAAAUUGAUCUGGAAGAAGUGGAAGACGGACGCCCUUUCACAUCCACAUUGAGUGACAAACUGUCUCGAUUCUCUGAAUCCACCCUGAGGAGCAAGUCAGCCAGUAGUCCCACAAAGUCUGUGUCCCGACAACCCACAGCUGUCUCAUUACCUGAACGAGAAAAUCUCUCGGCAAAUCUCAACAACUGUCCUCAAGCUCUGCGCAUGCAGAUGCUGUCUGACGCGAGGCCCCAGUGUCGGUGCAGCAGACACAGCAUCCCAUACAUCACGGACGUAGAGUACGAGCGCUACGUGGCCGAGGCCGCCCCACGGAAUCAAUUACAGAUCAUUGUGGUGGUCUCCUCACUCUACCCUCAGACCAACCAUGCAGAGAUGAUGCUCAACCAGAUCCAUCAGAACCAAAACCGUAACCGCACCAGACCGUGCAUGCAGUGUCGGUCCGACAUGUUCCGAAUCCUCAAAUACGACAUCAACACGGCCAUGGAGGGCUCCGACCACACUCAGCCUCUACUGCUCACGAGACACAACGUCGUGCCGGGAAUGUUUCUGAUUUAUGCAGAUGGGCGGCUCUUGUUCUGUGAUCACAUCUUCAAUGGCUAUGGAAACACAAGGAAAGACUUCAAAAAGCAAGUGAUGAAGUCAAAGUUAGAUUUUAUUCAUGGUUUCUCCCUUCCAAAAGACUUUAGGUUCAGCCCUUCCCAAGGUACUCAUGGUCCAAGGUCACCCUGGGGUGGAGAAAUUGGUGGAGCCGGUGUUGACCACUUUGGUAGUCCAGGCACCGCACUGACCAGAAGUCUCACUGACCUGGGUGCUCGGGACAGCCUCACAGACAGACAGAUGGAGAGCCUCAGAGUGGCUUGGGAAAUGUUAGGGCAGAUGUUAGACUUACAAGAAGUAACUGCGCAGGAGAGUUCUCGGAUACCAGAAUUGCCUCCCAUCUUAGUUCCCUCCUCCAAGAAGCCUGGACAUGGCGCGGGUGCUCAGUAUGACGCUAUCCGGCACAGCUACGGAGCCCCACCCCCCAACAGGUCCCGCGGACUCCCGCGACAUGGAGCAGCUCGUCCCGGCCUGGCCACAUCCAAGACCUCACUACAAACCAUUAGCCUCCGAAACAAUCAGCUGACCCUUGCCUGAGACCUUGCCAUAGUCACAACAAUCAGUUGCGCUUUUUUUUUCUUUUACAGGAGAAGGGCGCUUGCUUGUAUGUUUAAUGCUGUUAUGGCGUUUAAAUGAGCCACAAGUAUCUAAAAGUGUCACUCAUGAAAACGCCUUCUGGUACUCAUAGACUCGCUGAAAGAGAUCGAUAGACGCGAGGGAAAAAAUUACGGGAUUUUCACAAUUUGAGGGAAAUUGUGCCGUAACUGUUGAAGAUAUGUGAAUAUUUUAUUCGUUGAAGCAUACUUUUCCGUUUGUCAAAAUUGUUUGCUUUUAUAUUGAUGGGAAAACUGUUGUUGCCUAAAUUAUGAAAUGGGGCAAAAAUAUGUUGUGUUUGUGUAUCUUUUGUCUUUAACCCAAUUGCACGCAACACCAUUGUCAUAACUAGGGCGUAAGAUAUUUAUUCUAAAUGUAUUGAGCUCUGUUACUGUUACUGUGUGACCACAUGAAGAUGCUAUUUGAUAAGCUCAGGUUUCGUUCAGAUUGUUCGAGGUAGGCUAAAUUCUGAGAUAUACCAGUGAUAACUUGCCUUGCAAUAUAUUAUACUGUCUGAAAAUUCUCUGAAAACUUCCAAAUUAGUUUUGGGUGGGACUACAACCGAUCAAAGUUUGGGAAUGGUUUAAAGUAGUUGAUUCCUUUCCUGUUAGUUUCAUGUUGCUGACAAAAAUAAUGUUUGCAAAGGUUGAAGUUGCUGUUAUUUUUCUGAAAGAUGCAAAUGAGUCUGCGAUAUAGAUUGUAAAAAUUCAAAAUGAAGAAGCCAAAAAUGAUAAAUUAAUGACAUGAAGUCUUUGAGGUUCCUGGUUGUCAUAUCUGUGAUAGCAUGCUAAUGUUCUGCACAUUUCUACCAGACCUGGGGCUGUGUAAAGGACUACCUCAGCAUUAUUAGAUUCAGACAAAAUAAUUCGUCUCCUUAUUUGCAUGCAUGUAUACACAGAAGUUGAUGCAAAAUUGAUGGCUUUUGAGCGGAUUUAAUAUAUUUCUAGUGGUUCAUUAUCUGGAAAGGUUUUGCAAUAUAUAUCAAUUAUUUGUACUUUGACUUAAAAGGAGAUUGACUUACAAGUAUACUGUCCUGGUGCCUCUGGAAUUAUUUUAUGACAGACGUGUUUAGGACAGUAUCAUCUUGCUUUUGACUUCAGGGCAGUGGAAUGCCUGCUUCGAAAAAGAGACAAUACAGUAUUAUUUAUUCUUCGUUUUUUAAAUCACAUCAUUAACAUUUUAAGAUGGAAUGAGAUAUGCUAUGUUGUCUGUACCGUGCUGCAGCUUGGUAAUGAACUCAAUGUGUUACAAGCUAUGCCUGUUGUCAGCAUAGUGUGCUGUGUAGAAUGUAACUGCCCAGCGUAAUCAAACUGAAAUGGGGUUUAUUUAACGUAAGGUUCAAUAGACAUUAUUCAGAAUUUGUUUAUAACCUCAAGUUAAUCGUUUUCAGCUUUGAAGUUGUUACUUGAUCAUUUUUAACUUGCCUUACUGCGCUUGUUGACAUUUUGUAGCUGUGGACAAGUUGUUUGCCUGAAUAAAGCAAUAAUUAAUCUCUUAUAUUUUUUAUAAAUAAACUGUUGCAUCAU